AUGUACAACGCCCCGAGCAGAUCGAAUAACGACUCAAGAAAAACGUACAACGCCCCGAGCAGAUCGUAUAACGACUCAAGAAGAACGUACAACGCCCCGAGCAGAACGUUCAACGACCCGAAAAGAACGUACAACGACCCGAGCACACCGUACAACGGCCCCGGUAGACCGUACAACGACCCGAGCAGAACGUACAACGACCCCAUCAUAUCGUACAACGGCCCGAGCAGAUCGAACAACGAUCAGAGCAGAUCGUAUAACGCACCGAGCAGAACGUACAACGCUCCUUGCAGAACGUACAACGCCCCGAGCAGAUCGUACAACGACCCAAGCAGAUCGUACAUCGACUCAAACAGAACGUACAUCGCCCCUUGCAGAACGCAAAACGAUCCGAGCAGAUUGUACAACGACCCGAACAGAACGUACAACGCCCCGAGCAGAACGUACAACGACCCGAACAGAACGUACAACGACCCGAGCAGAACGCACCUACGAUCCGAGCAGAACGUACAACGCCUCGAGCAGAUUGUACAACGACCCGAACAGAACGUAAAACGACCCGAACAGAACGUACAACGCCCCGAGCAGAUUGUACAACGACCCGAACAGAACGAACACCGCCCGAGCAGAACGUACAACGCCCCGAGCAAAACGUACACCGACCCGAACAGAACGUACAACGCCCCGAACAGAUUGUACAACGACCCGAACAGAACGAACACCGCCCGAGCAGAACGUACAACGCCCCGAGCAAAACGUACACCGACCCGAACAGAACGUACAACGCAUUGA
Messenger RNA from Mya arenaria, 792 nucleotides. Its product is annotated as probable DNA repair protein RAD50. Bases 1 to 792 code for a protein of 263 amino acids. NCBI's taxonomy places the organism in Eukaryota, Metazoa, Mollusca, Bivalvia, Myida, Myidae. The transcript has a single exon. The record is from RefSeq and is a predicted model, not a curated record.